Messenger RNA from Microthlaspi erraticum, 660 nucleotides. Lineage: Eukaryota; Viridiplantae; Streptophyta; Magnoliopsida; Brassicales; Brassicaceae. The record is from the annotation of a GenBank genome assembly.
AUGGAUAGCCGGUGGAGUCUUGGAGGUAUGACCGCUCUUGUAACCGGUGGAAACCAAGGGCAUUGGUUUAGGUAUGCGAUAGUGGAGGAACUUGCUGGUUUUGGUGCAAGAGUUCACACGUGUGCCAGAGACCAAAAUCUGCUCAACCAAUGCUUAAGUGACUGGCAAGCAAAAGGGUUUCAAGUCAGUGGCUCAGUCUGUGAUGUUUCCUCUCGUCCCCAAAGAGAUGAGUUGAUGCAGACCGUCUCUUCUCUAUUCUGUGGCAAACUCAACAUCCUUGCCUCGGGAUUUGGGGGCAUUGUGUUCAUGUCUUCAGUAUGUGGGCUUGUCUCAUCUGGUUUCGUGUCGAUCUAUAGCUUAACAAAAGGAGCUAUUAAUCAAUUGGCAAGAAACUUGGCAUGCGAAUGGGCAAGUGAUGGCAUAAGGGUUAACUCUGUAGCUCCUUGGAUGACUACAACUCCUCUUGUCCAAAAACGUCUUGAUAACGAGAAACUCGCGGAGGCUAUUUUUUCGAGAACUCCAUUAGGACGUGCUUGUGAGCCGCGUGAGGUUGCGUCGUUGGUCACAUUUCUUUGUCUCCCUGCAGCUUCUUAUAUAACAGGACAAACCAUCUGUAUCGAUGGAGGUUUCACUGUUAAUGGCUUCUCCUACAAGCCAUAG